Molecule: messenger RNA, 288 nt
Organism: Cylicostephanus goldi
Lineage: Eukaryota; Metazoa; Nematoda; Chromadorea; Rhabditida; Strongylidae
Source: the annotation of a GenBank genome assembly
AUGGCUGAACGAGCUCCUCAAGGCUUCUUCAAAUGCGCUAUUGCAGUUGCUCCAGUAUCUAACUUUUUGUAUUAUGGUAAGUACAUUACUUACGUUCAAAAUCCAUUCCUUACUGAAAUCGGUUUAGAUGCAACCUAUACGGAGCGAUAUAUGGGAAAUGCAGAUGACUCAGUGUACAAUGCAAAUGACAUAUCCAGGAAUGUAGAAAACUUUAGGAAGACUCGCUUAUUACUUGUGCACGGGCUAUACGACGGUCAGGAAUUUUUGUUGCAAACUUCGCUCCAAUAA